AUGACAGUCACUUCGAGUGGCCACCAGUACGAUCGACUGGCGCUGAUGUACCUGGGCGAUGCAGAGGUGUUCCGAACGUCAACUGCUGAGCCGACGUCCACGGGUAUUGUGUGGACGUACAUCAAGGAAAUGUCGCAGUACAAUGCUUUGUGGAAAAAGCCGCAGAAGCUGAUCUUUGAUCUGGGAAAUAUCAUCACGGAUGUAUAUACGGGACCAUUCAAUGUCACGCUAACCGCACACUUCUCCUACGCGGGGAAUGCGAGAAGCGCAGAUCUAAUCCUUCCCAUUUCGGCCAUGAAGUCUGCUUACAACUCCUCAAGCGCGUUCACGGUUCCGAGUGACAAUACGACCGUGUCUUAUACGAUUCCCGAUACGGUCUCUCGGGCUGUGGUGGCUAUUUCUGCGUGCGGUCAGUCCGAAGAGGAGUUCUGGUGGUCCAAUGUUUUCUCUCAAGAUUCAGAGGACUUUACUGGCACCGUUGGUGAGCUAUACGGUUACUCUCCCUUCCGAGAGAUUCAGCUCUACAUUGACGGUAUUCUUGCCGGUGUCAUGUGGCCAUUCCCCAUCAUCUUCACCGGAGGUGUGGCGCCCGGCUUUUGGCGUCCAAUUGUCGGCAUUGACGCUUUUGAUCUUCGUCAGCCAGAGAUUGACAUCUCGCCUUUCCUUCCGCUGGUACAAGCUGGUCAGCAACAUUCGUUUGAAAUCAGGGUCACGGGUCUUAAUGUCACUGAUGGCACUGCCACUUUUGCUGAUACAGUGGGCUCCUAUUGGGUUGUCACUGGCAACAUCUUUCUGUACACUGGCGAGAAAACGAAUUCUAAGAAAAGAGUCCUUCCGCAGGUGGAGGCUCCUGCGCCCAAAUUCACAGUCACUCGACACCUGACGCAGAAUAGUACCGGCGGAAAUGAUACACUAUCCUAUGCCGUAACAGCAGAGAGGACUUUCACAGCAUCUUCCUCCGAAUACUCGUGGUCACAAAAGCUAUCCUUCUCCAACUACGGCUACCUGAACCAAGAAGGAUACAGCCAAGUCAACAAGCAACUGACUUCGGGAAAGAACACCAUCUCAAAGCUCGGAAGCAAGUCAAGUUCCAACGAGACCACUUUCAGCUACCCCCUGCUAGUCAACGCAACCUACGGUAUCACAGCAAAUUCGUUGACAAUCAAUGCAUGGAUGGAGCGAGGCCUUGAAAUUGAGUCCACUGGUGGCCCAGGACUAUCGACUUACACUUUUGUUUCUGGCCCAUACCAGCUCCAUACAACCCAAUCCGGCAAUGCGACAUACAAUUCAGUCACAGGCUCAAGCUCGGUUUCUUCGGGUAGCACGACUGAUGAGUUUCAUAGCGUUGGCAAUGGGGUGCCAUAUUCUAGAUCUGUCAGUGCUGUUAAUGGAAGUGUGGUUUCUGAUACUCAGGCUGGUGCGGACACGGUCUCUGUCUCUAAUGAUAUGACGGCACUGGGUCGUAGUAGCGUGCGGAGUAUGCUGGGGAGAGGACCAGGUAGUCCGCCAAGUUAG
Messenger RNA from Penicillium daleae, 1515 nucleotides. RefSeq lists its product as uncharacterized. The transcript has a single exon. Lineage: Eukaryota; Fungi; Ascomycota; Eurotiomycetes; Eurotiales; Aspergillaceae. Bases 1 to 1515 code for a protein of 504 amino acids. The record is from RefSeq and is a predicted model, not a curated record.